This is a messenger RNA of Liolophura sinensis, 551 nucleotides long. RefSeq lists its product as uncharacterized. The transcript has 3 exons. The record is from RefSeq and is a predicted model, not a curated record. Gene Ontology annotation, molecular function: phenylpyruvate tautomerase activity. Bases 12 to 338 code for a protein of 108 amino acids. Lineage: Eukaryota; Metazoa; Mollusca; Polyplacophora; Chitonida; Chitonidae.
UACAGUCAGUCAUGGCGUGUGUCUGUGCUGUGGUCAGAACAAACCUAGACAAGCAGGCUAUAACUGGUGACUUUCUGAAUCAGCUAUCCACGUAUCUAGUAGACCUGUUGAAGUCAAAUUUACAGAAUACAGUUCUGGAGGUUGAGACUGGCGUGGCGAUGUUACGAGCCGGAACUGCAGACCCUGUCGUGAACAUCAGUCUGCAUCAUAACUGUGACGACCUGACGAAACAGACGAAACAACACCUGGCGGGAAGAAUGGCCGAGUUCAUAGCGCAUAGAUUACCUGUUCAAACAGACAGGGUAUUGGUACUGUUUGUCGAUACAAGGAAAUGCUGAAAGAAAGAAGAUAAGCCAGAUUGUCUUUUAAAGAGGAAACAACGAACAUUUACUUGUGCCACGUUACAGUAUUAUGAGUGUUACGUGCACACUGAUACCUCGCUGUCAUCUGUCUUUUGUGCUGAGCGAUGUCUCGUCAGGAAACAAACUUAAUUUGGCUACACAUGUAACAAACCCUAUUUGUGAUAUUGAUCAAAAUGUAUAAAUAGAUGA